Botrytis fragariae is the source of this 1197-nucleotide messenger RNA. RefSeq lists its product as uncharacterized. The record is from RefSeq and is a predicted model, not a curated record. NCBI's taxonomy places the organism in Eukaryota, Fungi, Ascomycota, Leotiomycetes, Helotiales, Sclerotiniaceae. The transcript has 2 exons. The coding region runs from base 1 to 1197 and encodes 398 amino acids.
AUGGACGACUAUGGUGUGGGAUCUAGUGGAAGUAGUGGUACCCCAGGAAGCCAAGCUGGAGCCCAAGGAAGCUAUGACAGUUCCGGUAGCUAUGGAUCAAGUGGGAGUCAAACAACACAAGGUCAAUACAAUGCUCAGACAACCGCAUAUACAUCUGCAUAUACAUCUGCAGCUACUCCAACAACUACCUCUAACAGUCAAAGUCAAACAAACUCCGCAUUUCCAACUUCUACUUCUUCAUCAAGUGGACUAUCAUCAACGGAACGAACAGCAAUCAUAGCAGGUGUUCUUGGUGGUGUCGGAGCAUUAUUGAUCAUCUCUCUCAUUGCUAUCUAUCUACUGCAAAGGAGGAAGACUAAGAAGGCUGCUGGUCGCAAAGGAGUUACUCAGCAAGUAUCUUACAAUGGAUUAAACUCUUCAUUUGCUGGCGUGCCUUUUAUCAAGAGGAACAGUCAAGGGAGUGAUAGUGAAAUAUCUCGACCACCAAUGGUUGCCGACACUUCAUACCAAGGAGCAUAUAUGAGAGGCGGACAAUCAAGCUAUCCUGACCUUUCCAGUGAUAUGGAAACAGACAGAUUCUUACCAAAUGACGAGGAAACCCAACAGAGAAUGGCCGGUGGAGGAAAUGGAUAUCACUCACCAUCUAAUCACCUUGGCUCUCCGACACAAGAUCCCUUCACAGAUCAAAACCGCCUAUCUCAGCUGACACAAAACCGCCUGUCUCAGUUGUCACAAAAUGUCACGUCUCCUCCCAGACCAGGACCAUUAGUCAGACAUGAUACCAUGGGGUUUCCUCUCGACGACGAUGACACCUCAUACAUCGGACCAGAUGCUCCCUCCCCCAUACGCCCCACCAUUUCCCAUGAGAAUCUCGAGCGAGGCCUCAAUGGAAACCAGGAUCUCCAUCAAAAUCGGGUCGUUCCCCAACAUCUUGAUUCUCUGACAUCAAAUUAUGAUACUCCAUACGACGUCGAAAAUGAAAAUGAUACAGUUCCACCUAUGUAUGGAGGUGUCCAAAGUCUGUCUCCAGCUCCUAUGGAAUCGGGAGCAUGGAUCGCCGCACGCAAUCCACAUCUAGCUGCUGCUUUUGGCAAUGAUAUGCAUAGGAAUUCGAGCACGAGGACUCAGAGUAGUUUUGCACCUAGUGUGAUUAGUGAUACGGAAUUGGAUAGAUUGGGUGUGGGACAGAGAUUGUGA